UGCCUAAAAUAAGGACAUUAGCUGGAGGUAGAUAUUCCAAUAUGGUGAUUACUUUGGCAUUACCGUUGCUGGUUAUCCAGAGGCACAUCCCGAUGUGAUCGGAGAAAAUGGGUUGGCUACACUCGAAGCUUAUCUAAAUGAUCUUGCUUAUCUCAAGCAGAAGGUUUCUAAAGGCAAGGAAGUUUGACAUGGAUAAAACUCUCUAUAUGUGGGUUGAAAUGCUUAACUGGAGGAAAGAAUUUGGAGUAGAUUCUAUUCUAAAGGAUUUUGUAUAUGAUGAAUACGAAGAAGUUCGGCGUUGGUAUCCACAUGGCUACCAUGGUGUAGACAAAGCGGGGCGACCUGUUUAUAUUGAAAGACUUGGUAAAAUUGAACUCAGCAAGCUGAUGAAUGUCACUACGGUGGACCGGUUUUUAGAGUAUCAUGUUCAGGGGUUUGAGAAGGUCUUCAGUGAGAAGUUCCCAGCAUGUUCCAUUGCAGCCAAGAGACACAUAGAUUCUACAACGACAGUACUGGACGUGCAAGGGCUGAAUUGGGUUAGCUUUGGCAAGGUUGCCCAUGAUCUUGUUAUGCACAUGCAGAAAAUUGAUGGUGAUAACUAUCCUGAGACAUUACAUCAGAUGUUCAUUGUUAAUGCUGGUAGUGGGUUCAAACUACUAUGGAAUACAGCAAAAAGCUUUCUAGACCCAAUGACCACUUCGAAGAUACAUGUUUUAGGCAGCAGAUUCCAUAGUAAGUUGUUGGAGGCUAUAGACUCAAGCCAACUACCAGAUUUUCUUGGUGGAACUUGCUCAUGCCCAAAUGAAGGUGGGUGUCUUAGAUCUGACAAGGGGCCUUGGAAUGAUCGAGAAAUAGUGAAACUGGUACAUGCUGAAGAAGCAAUGUAUCUAAGAAGAGUUAAAAGUUCCUCUGAUCAUGAUGAUUUUUCCUCCAAGGUUUCACAUGGUGAAAUAUCUGCUGCUGGGUCAAAAUUACUCAAGACAACAAGUGCUUCUGGCGUCAGGCAGAAAAUGCCAGUUGGUCAUGAAAUGAGUGUGCUUGAAUGCGUAACUAUUAGUAAUUCCUUUCUCAGCCUUUUGGCUAAGAUCAAGUGUAAUGGUGCUUAA
Molecule: messenger RNA, 1106 nt
Organism: Quercus lobata
Lineage: Eukaryota; Viridiplantae; Streptophyta; Magnoliopsida; Fagales; Fagaceae
Product: phosphatidylinositol/phosphatidylcholine transfer protein SFH9-like
Exons: 11
Coding region: 138-1106 (322 amino acids)
Source: RefSeq, a predicted model, not a curated record